Molecule: messenger RNA, 1192 nt
Organism: Spodoptera frugiperda (fall armyworm)
Lineage: Eukaryota; Metazoa; Arthropoda; Insecta; Lepidoptera; Noctuidae
Exons: 1
Coding region: 346-1149 (267 amino acids)
Source: RefSeq, a predicted model, not a curated record
UUAAAUUCAAAGAUUUGACGUCACUGUCAAAUUGACACAGAUAAUAAAAAAUAUGAAUUAAAAAUUAAACUGGGACAAUUUUAACAAUAUUUUAAUGAAAAUUAAUUAAUAAAUCGAAAUAUCUUCAAUCAUUGUCAAAAAAUUGUACUUGGAAGUGUUUAAAAUAAUGAAAAGUUUGUAUAAAUCGUGGGUAGGGUGAGCGAGUCUCAUCCAAAUAAAAAUGGACCCCUUGGAGUACAUAGAGACCUUCAUGAGUUCUAUACAGGAGUACAGAUGGCUCAUAGACGUCGCCAACGACUGCUACCCGAUCGCUAUAAUGGCUAAAAUACAUACAGCGUGAACAAAAUGAUAUCCGAACAAGAUAGUCGAAGACUUAGCAAAAGUAUUGCGUCCAAGGACAGCGCAGGUAGGUGCUCGAGGAUAUCGCACUCCGUGUUGGGGAACAGGUCAGACAGUGUAGAGUACAGUAAUCUAUCUUCAAACACGUUUACGUCGAUUGUGGAAGCGAACAGAUCCGAAAUUGAUGGUGCCACCAGCAACACCCUGAACAUGAUCAGCACGCCCUGGACUACAGAGAGCGGCUACUCAUACUCAGACCUAUCAGGAUCCAGGAAGUUGUCAAAGUCUUCACGUGUGUCAUGGACUAACGAGUUCACCUCCAGCUUCGUCGCAAAAACUAGCACCUCCAUCGCGAGCGACUGGCACACGGCUACUGAGCGAUCCUUCAGUAAGACCACCCUGCCUGUACCUAUGUUUAGUUUCUUACCGACACGGCAAUGCCGCCGGUGGAAGGUAUCUCCGGAGAGCUCAUGUAGCACAGACAGCUCCUGGACGCUGAGGACGUUUACAAGCACGAGUCGGUCUUCUCCAGUGUACAACCAACCGCUCAUCAGGGUGAAGUACCCGUGGAGCCCCGACACGGUGUGCAGCGGCCCCGACGAGUACCCCAGCAGCCUGGACACGCUCGCGUCUAGGAAGGGAAGCCGCGUCGACAUAACGACAUCCCUCGCAGAAGAAAUAUUCUACCCGAUGAACUACAUCAGACUGACGCAUAGUUUCGACGAAACCCAAGUAAUAGACUGGACACGAACCAAACGAAUCGGAUUCCCAAUACCCUCCACAGCCAACUUAAUAGACGCCAAGGUUUGAAAAAAAAUUGCAAAAACGAUUAAAAAAUUUAUUACCAACAAAA